AUGGCAGUCAAGUCACAUCGCAUUCGCAUCUCCAUCGACAGAGGUGGCACCUUUACCGAUGUUCACGCCUCGAUACCCGGCAGAGGAGAUAUUAUUCUCAAGCUUCUCUCCGUCGAUCCUGCCAACUACAAAGAUGCCCCCACAGAAGGUAUCCGUCGGAUUUUGGAGAUGGUAACCGGCGAGACAUUACCCAGAGGUCAAUUGCUUGACCUCUUUCACGUCGAGUCCAUUCGUAUGGGCACGACGGUAGCCACAAAUGCCCUUCUCGAGCGGAAAGGCGAGCGCGUGGCCCUGAUUACCACAAAGGGAUUCCGCGACCUGUUGGCGAUCGGAAAUCAGUCACGGCCCAAUAUUUUCGACCUUUCAGUCGCGCGGCCAGAAGUUCUCUUUGACGAGGUUGUCGAAGUGGACGAGCGCAUCACAAUGGAGGACUACACUGAGGACCCCGCCUCAGUCAAGACAAGUCCAACACCCGAAGACGCUGAACUCGUCACAGCCAUUACUGGCGAGACCAUCCGCGUCCUCAAAAGGCCGGACCUGGGAGAAAUCAAGGCCCAGCUCGAAAAGGUCCGAGAACAGGGCUAUCGAUCCAUCGCCGUUGUAUUCGUUCACUCUUAUGCCUACCCGGACCACGAGCUCCUAGUUGGCAAGGUAGCCUUGGAAAUGGGCUUCUCCGUCACCCUAUCUUCCGAAGUUCAGCCCAUGAUCAACGUCGUGCCCCGCGGCAUGUCUGCCGUGGCUGACGCUUACCUCACGCCGGUCAUUCGGCAGUACAUCGACUCGAUCUCGGCCAAUUUCAAGGGCGGGUUCGGUGCGGCUGCGACGCGCAUCGAGUUCAUGCAGUCGGACGGUGGUCUCGUCGACUACCGCAAGUUCAGCGGUCUCAAGGCCAUUCUUUCCGGACCCGCCGGUGGUGUUGUUGGAUACGCCCAAACUUCGUGGGACGACGAGGAACGCCAGCCAGUCAUUGGCUUCGAUAUGGGCGGCACCUCAACAGACGUCUCCCGCUAUGCCGGCGUGUACGACCACGUUUUCGAGACCACCACCGCCGGCAUUGCCAUCCAGUCCCCCCAGCUCGAUAUUCACACCGUCGCUGCCGGAGGUGGCUCCAUCCUGACUUGGAAGAACGGCCUCUUCAACGUCGGUCCCGAGUCCGCCUCCGCUCAUCCCGGCCCGGCAUGCUACCGCAAGGGCGGCCCGCUGACCGUGACGGACGCGAACCUCUUCCUCGGCAGGCUGCUGCCCGAGUACUUCCCAAAGGUCUUCGGCCCCAAAGAGAACGAGCCGCUGAACCGAGAAGUCACCGCCGCCAAGUUUCUAGAGCUGACGAGCGAGAUAAACAAGGACAGAGAGGCCUCUGGUCUUUCCCUGUUGUCCCCCGAAGAAGUCGCUCUCGGCUUCCUCAAGGUUGCCGACGAGGGCAUGGCGAGCCCGAUCCGUGCGUUGACGGAAGCCCGCGGCUACGAGGCUGGCGCUCACCACUUGGCCUGCUUCGGCGGCGCCGGCGGUCAACACGCAUGCUCUGUGGCCACGGUUCUGGGAAUCUCCCGCGUCAUUAUACAUAAAUACUCCUCCAUCCUCUCGGCGUACGGCAUGUCUCUCGCAGAUGUUGUCCACGAGAUCCAGAAGCCUUCCGCCAUCACCUACUCCGAUGAGACGAAGGGCAGCAUCCAGGAGCAGCUCGAGGAGUUGUCUUCACAGGCCACUCUGGAGUUGAUGAAGCAGGGCUUCACCGAGGAUCUUAUCACCCACGAUACCUACCUCAAUAUGAGAUAUGCUGGAUCGAGCAGCUCCUUGAUGAUCCUGAAAGGCGCGGACUGGGACUUCAAGACUGAAUUCGAAGACGCCCAUCGUCGGGGCUUCGGCUUCCAUUUCCCCGAGAAGUCCAUCAUCGUCGACGACAUUCGUGUUCGUGCUACUGGCGCAGCCCGUGCCAAGGUUGAGAAGAGCCCGUUUGCACAAAUGAAAUCUGUCCAAGGGUCCACGGCUUCCACCCCCCAGCCCAGCGGCACCAACAGUGUGUACUUUGAGGGCCACGGCCACCUCGACACUGCAGUCUACCAGCUCCAAACUAUCCCCGUCGGCGCCCGCAUCUCCGGCCCGGCUUUGAUCAUCGACAACACCCAGACCAUCCUCGUCACGCCGUCCACGACGGCGACUGUCCUCGAGAGCUACGUCGUCAUCGACCGUGCGCCAGUGGAAAGAGUCGCCAAGACGGGCGGCGAGCAGGAGGAGUUCAGCCCCGUUCAGCUCACCGUCUUCGGCCACCGCUUCAUGUCCAUCGCCGAGCAGAUGGGCCGCACCCUGCAAAAGACCGCCGUCUCUACCAACAUCAAAGAGCGCCUCGACUUCUCCUGUGCCAUCUUCAGUCCCGACGGCGGCCUCGUCGCCAACGCCCCCCACGUCCCCGUCCAUCUCGGAUCCAUGCAGUUCGCCGUGCGCUACCAGCACGAGCUAUGGGCCGGUAAGCUCAAGGACGGCGACGUCCUUGUCUCGAACCACCCGUCUUGCGGCGGCACUCACCUGCCGGACAUCACUGUCAUCACCCCCGUCUUUGACGGCGAGGAACUCGCCUUCUACGUUGCCUCGCGAGGCCACCACGCCGACAUUGGCGGCAUCCUCCCCGGCUCCAUGCCGCCAACCUCCUAUGCCCUCUGGCAAGAAGGCGCGGCCAUCGAGUCGACCAAGCUCGUCAGCGAGGGCCGCUUCAACGAGGCCGAGGUCCGCCGCCUGCUCCUCGAGGAACCCGCGCAGUACGACGGCUGCUCCGGCACCCGCCGGCUUCAGGACAAUCUCUCCGAUCUCAACGCGCAAAUCGCCGCCAACGCAAAGGGUAUCUCGCUGAUCAAGGCCCUCAUCACGGAAAACGGCCUCGCCACCGUCCACCGGUACAUGUACGCCAUCCAGCACACCGCCGAGCACGCCGUGCGCGAGCUGAUGCAGUCCACCCUCACCAAGUUCGGCCCGGAGCCCCUCGUUGCGGUGGAUUACAUGGACGACGGCACGCCCAUCUCCCUCAAAAUCACAAUCUCGCCGCACGACGGCUCCGCGACGUUUGACUUCACCGGCACCGGCCCGCACGUCCUCGGCAACACCAACGCGCCCGUCGCCAUCACGCACUCAGCCAUCAUCUACUGCCUGCGCGGCCUCAUCUCCUCCCAGAUCCCCCUCAACCAGGGCUGCCUGGCGCCCAUUAACAUUGUGAUCCCCAAGGACAGCAUCCUCAACCCGGGCGCCGGGCUCGCCGUCGUCGGCGGCAACGUGCUCACGUCGCAGCGCAUCACCGACGUGGUCCUCAAGGCCUUCCGCGCCUCGGCGGCCAGCCAGGGGUGCUGCAACAACCUGACCUUUGGCACCGGCGGGAAAGAUCCCGUGACGGGGGAGCACCAGGACGGCUUCGGCUACUACGAGACCAUUGCCGGCGGCGCCGGCGCGGGUCCGACGUGGGUUGGUCAGAGCGGUGUGCACACGCACAUGACCAACACGCGCAUUACCGACCCGGAAGUCUUUGAGAAGCGGUAUCCGUGUAUCCUGCGGCGCUUCCAGCUCCGCGCGGGGUCGGGCGGCAAGGGCCGGAAUAAGGGCGGCGACGGGACGAUUCGGGAGAUUGAGUUCCGGGUGCCGGUGCAGUGCUCUAUUCUGAGCGAGCGCAGGAGCCGGCGGCCGUAUGGUAUGGACGAUGGCGGUGAUGGAGAGGCUGGGUUGAACUUGGUUAUUGUCAAGGAUGAUGUGACUGGCAAGGACCGGACUGUGAACUUGGGUGCCAAGGCGACGACGAAGCUUCGGGCUGGGGAGACUGUUAUUAUUCAGUCGCCUGGUGGUGGUGCUUGGGGAGCUGUCGAGGCGUAA
Molecule: messenger RNA, 3849 nt
Organism: Colletotrichum orchidophilum
Lineage: Eukaryota; Fungi; Ascomycota; Sordariomycetes; Glomerellales; Glomerellaceae
Product: hydantoinase B/oxoprolinase
Exons: 1
Coding region: 1-3849 (1282 amino acids)
Biological process (GO): glutathione metabolic process
Cellular component (GO): cytosol
Molecular function (GO): 5-oxoprolinase (ATP-hydrolyzing) activity
Source: RefSeq, a predicted model, not a curated record